Molecule: messenger RNA, 414 nt
Organism: Acanthocheilonema viteae
Lineage: Eukaryota; Metazoa; Nematoda; Chromadorea; Rhabditida; Onchocercidae
Source: the annotation of a GenBank genome assembly
AUGGCUUCAUCGUCAUCGUCAACAACAAUAUUUGAUUUGUCGAAGGAUGAUUUGAGUUCAAUUCUGCAAACUUUAAAGCCAACAACUGAUGCGGCAACGGCAAAUUCGAUGUCUGUUAGUGAGCUACGAGCUCGUAUUACCGAAUGGCUAAUGCUAAAUGAUUUAUCAACAAUGCAUGAUUUCAAACAUUUGGAAAAUUCACAGCAAUGGAAAGUACCGGACAGAGCUGACCAUUGCAUAUCGUGUGGGAAAUAUACGGUCACAUCCAUCGCAAAAACCACAACUCCAAUAAUUGAUCAGCCAUUGACAAGUCGAGAAUCGUUGGUGUUUGUUGGACGAUCGACCAGUUUACCUUCAUCUGUCCUGCAGAUCAUAGAUUUCAACAAACCUCUGAAUUCAAAUAUCAUUUUGUAA